AUGGCGUACUACACUCAACAACCGUGCGAUACGUACUUCGUGGAGGAAGCAUACCCACAGCAGAGAAACCCAGCGAUUCUCAAGAUGGAGGGACGUCGGAAACAAGAAGCAAUGGCGAACGAGCUGUCGAGACAAGCCUGUGAUACCUACAUGGAGGACAUCAUUGGUCACAUGAAAUAUAUGGAGGGCGAGACAUUACCAGAUGUCGCUUCCAUUGAUAUCCAGCAAGAAAUCCAGUGGUUCAUGAGACCGUACCUGAUCGACUUCCUCAUCGAGGCUCACGCUGCUUUCCAACUUCUCCCCGAGACCCUCUUCCUGGCCGUCAACCUUCUCGAUAGAUACUGCUCAAAGCGAGUUGUCUACAAGAGACAUUACCAAUUGGUUGGAUGUGCUGCUCUUCUGAUCGCUGCCAAGUAUGGUGACCGCAAGGAGCGCGUACCAAUGAUCAGAGAGUUGAAGUCAAUGUGCUGCAGUCUAUAUGAUGAGGAUAUGUUCACCCAGAUGGAAUGGCACGUUCUUAACACCUUGGACUGGAUGAUUGGUCACCCUACCGUCGAUACCUGGCUGCAACUCGCCUUGAAGGAUGGCCCAGCUUAUGAUGACAUCGAGGUUGAGCACAUGUCAUGGUACCUUUGCGAAAUCGCCCUUUACCACAAGGACUUCGUCUCGAGAAAACCUUCGGUCAUGGCCGACGCGUCAAUUGCCUUGGCUCGUGGUAUUCUCGGUCGCCGUGAUGUCUUGGACGACAAUGACUGUGAAGUCAGUGAGACCAUCCUCAGAUUAUCUCAGAAGCUUGACCGUCCCUCCCAAGUCCUGUUCCGCAAAUACGCCACUCCUCACAUGUCCCGCGUGUCUGCCACCCUCGACAAUUUCCUCCGUCACCAAGAAGCCAUGAACCGUCGUGCCAGCCCACCAACUCCUCCUUGUGAGAUCACCCAGAAGCCAAUCCACCCCCAAUCCCAAGAGCUUUACCCAGGCACUCCACAGAAGCCAUAUGGAAACAUGGUCAAUGGUUACAUGACUCCACCCAUCACACCAGAGGGCGAGUACUUCAUGAACGGCAACGAGAACAAGGUAUACCACCAAGCUCCGAGAUGUCCAGUCACCCCAACACCAACCGGAAACAAUCCUUACGUCCAUCAACAGCAAUACUAUCAACCACAUCAUCAAGAAAUGAUGCAUUGA
Molecule: messenger RNA, 1185 nt
Organism: Cadophora gregata
Lineage: Eukaryota; Fungi; Ascomycota; Leotiomycetes; Helotiales; Ploettnerulaceae
Exons: 2
Coding region: 1-1185 (394 amino acids)
Biological process (GO): regulation of cyclin-dependent protein serine/threonine kinase activity; mitotic cell cycle phase transition
Cellular component (GO): cytoplasm; centrosome; nucleus
Molecular function (GO): cyclin-dependent protein serine/threonine kinase regulator activity
Source: RefSeq, a predicted model, not a curated record